AUGACACCAACAACAGAGAAAGAAAUGCCAAAUAAUGAAACUAAAGCAAAGAAUUACCAAAUUGAUGACACAAAUGAUAAAAAAAGAAAAAAAGAAAUACAAAAUAAUGACACCAGCAACAAAAAAGUUACUGAAAUAGAUAACAGAACAGCACCAAAAACAGAAAAUGAAAUGCCAAAUAAUGACACCAAAGCAAAGAAUCACCAAAUUGACAGCACCAAUGAAAAAAAGGAAGUGCCAAAUAAGACAUGA
Molecule: messenger RNA, 252 nt
Organism: Dentiscutata erythropus
Lineage: Eukaryota; Fungi; Glomeromycota; Glomeromycetes; Diversisporales; Gigasporaceae
Source: the annotation of a GenBank genome assembly